UUUAUUUUUUUGUAACGGCAGCAUUUAUUAUGUAACGGCAGCAUUUAUUAUGUAACGGCAGCGUGAUUUACGCCCAACGGACGAGGAGAUUCAGCAUCGGUUACUGGUUCAUGAGGCUAUAUAAGGAGGCAGAGUUCAUUCGGGAAAACACACAGAAAUUCACAAAGAAUUUCAUAGCUCCCUCUUCCUCCUUCUGCUACUCUUAGUACUCAAAGAUUUUCGGCUACAUAUUUUGAGGAUUAUUUUUGGGCAAUCAUCUUCAUCUGAGCAGAAGCUCUGCUACUCGCGCCCGAGUAGAGAGGCCGGCCGUUUCCGGGGGGCUUUUACCGCUAGGGGGGAGGAUCAACUACGCCAGGGCGACAGGCGGGUCCUCUAUCUUCUAGGGCAGUGUAUCACGACUGCACCCCGUUCAGGCCUGAUUUUUCAUAACUCAUUUAUUUUCAGUUAAACUAAUUGUUUAUUUUGUUAGCAAGUUUCCCUUCAGACGACAUUAGUCAAGUUCUUACCAAUGGCUAUGCCGCACUCUGUGAUGCUCCCAUUCCCUGACACAAGCCACAUCAAUUCCAUGCUCCAAUUAGCUAAACUCCUCCACUCCAAAGGCUUUCACAUCACUUUCAUCAACACUGAAACUAGCAAGCAAACCAUACUUGAAUCUCAAGGAUCUGAUGCUUUUCAGGGCUCUGAGCAUUUCGUGUUUGAAACUGUAGCCGAUGCAUUUGUACCGACUAGUUUGCAUACAAACCAGCGUGUUGCCAAAUCUUCAAUCAAAACCUAUACUCAUUGUGCUUCUCCCCUUAGAGAUGUUCUGAUGAAGCUCAAUAACUCAUCAGGUAUACCGCGCAUCAGUUGUAUUGUAUACAAUUGGCUAAUGGAUUUUGCUCUAGACGUUGGAGAGGAGUUGAAUAUUCCUGCAAUGGUUUUCUGUUCGAUGAGUGCUUGUGGUUUCAUGGCUGAUCUUCACUUGGAGGAACUCGUUGAGAGAGGAUACACACCUUUGAAAGAUGAGAGCUAUCUAACAAAUGGGUAUCUUGACACAACUAUUGACUGGAUACCAGGAAUGAAAGAUGUUCGUCUCAAAGACCUCUCGAGUUUUGUUAGAUCACUCGACAGUGAUGAUUUCUUUCUCAACAACGAAAAGAAGGUAACCAAAAAAUCACUUGGAGCUCAAGGUUUGAUCCUCAACACAUUCGACUUACUAGAGACGGAUGUUGUGAAUGCCCUCUCGGCUAUGUUUCAAAAGGUAUAUGCCAUAGGACAAUUUUCAGAAUUAACUCGCAACAUUACAACAAAUUAUCGCAACUCUCUGUGUUUAAACCUUUGGGAGGUAGAUGGUGACUACAAAGCAUGGCUAGAUGCCCAAAAACCUCGGUCUGUAAUUUACGUGAGCUUCGGGAGUCUUAUCACAGUUAGCCACGAAGAAUUGGUAGAGUUUGCUUGGGGGCUUGCAGAUAGUUACUGUUCGUUUCUAUGGAUAAUAAGGCCUAACCUUGUGCGAGGAGAUGGCGCCAUACUGCCUCAAGAUUUCAUUGAGAAGACCAAGGAGAGGAGCUACAUAGCUAGUUGGUGCUCACAAGAAGAGGUUCUCUCUCAUGUUUCUGUCGCUGGAUUCUUAACACACUGUGGAUGGAACUCGACCCUGGAGAGCAUUAGUGGUGGAGUACCAUUGGUUUGUUGGCCAGGGUUUGCCGAACAGUACACAAACACUCGAUAUGUUUGUAAGGACUGGGGCGUUGGCAUUGAGAUUGAUAGAGACGUCAAGAGGGAGCAAGUUACUAGCAAAGUGAAGGAAUUGAUGGAAGGGGAUCAGAAAGCGAACGAUAUGAGGAAGAACGCGAUGAAAUGGAAGGAGAGAUCUAAGGAAGCAACUAGUCAGGGUGGGUCUUCCUAUAAUAACCUUGAAAGAUUUAUUGAGGAUCUAAACAUGAUGAAACAGGUCUCUUUCUGAUCCUAUUGCCGAUGGCUCGCGUGCUAUCAAGGGGUAUAACUCGUUAGCAGAUGUCUGCGUCUUUAAAUAAUUGAACUGUUGUUAUGUGAAGCCAUGAUAUUUUCAGUUGAAGAUUGUUGUUCAAAUAUAUACUUUAUCCCGAAAGCACGAAUGACGUAGACGAUAUGAAUAAUCCUGACAAUGGUUUGUGGCUUGUUAAGACAUGUUUGAUGUUGGGAGCUUCAACAAGGUGUAUCCAAGAUGAUCAAAAUUAUAUGAAACCCUUAACUUGUGUGCUUGCAUUCAC
This is a messenger RNA of Asparagus officinalis (garden asparagus), 2231 nucleotides long. RefSeq names its product 7-deoxyloganetin glucosyltransferase-like. The transcript has 2 exons. Gene Ontology annotation, molecular function: UDP-glycosyltransferase activity. NCBI's taxonomy places the organism in Eukaryota, Viridiplantae, Streptophyta, Magnoliopsida, Asparagales, Asparagaceae. Bases 509 to 1945 code for a protein of 478 amino acids. The record is from RefSeq and is a predicted model, not a curated record.